Molecule: messenger RNA, 661 nt
Organism: Alosa alosa (allis shad)
Lineage: Eukaryota; Metazoa; Chordata; Actinopteri; Clupeiformes; Clupeidae
Gene: lrrc63
Molecular function (GO): protein binding
Source: RefSeq, a predicted model, not a curated record
CUGACCAGCCUACGCACCCUGGUGCUGUCCUUCUGCAGGCUACUGCAGCUGCCCAAUGAGUUGUAUUCCCUUCCUUGUCUACAGCACCUGGAUGUCUCUUAUAACCUGCUGACUUUCCUCAGUAGCAGCAUCAGAAACCUCAGGUCUCUGCGCUCUCUGAAUGUGGAGGGGAACCAGCUGCUGGGUCUGCCGGCGGGUGUGUUGCGUCUGUCGCUGGACCAGCUGCGUCUCUCCCUGAACUACACACACCCCGCGCUCUGGAACACACACUCAUCUACACACACACACACACACACUGUUGUGGAACACACAUCUCAGCCCGCAGCGGCUGGAACACACUGCUGCACGCGCACUCACACACCUCAACCAACACACACUACCAACACAGGCACAGCAACUUCUCAGCAGAGGGUGUGUGUGUGAGUGUUGUCGUGGGCCCAAGUUCGGCGAGGGCCUGCGUCUGAUUCGGCCCUGUUCCGAGCUCUUUGGUGUUGCCAUGGUACCGUUGGUGUUCUACGCCUGCAGCCCCUCCUGCCAUAGAACCUUCCAGAACCAAACGGAGAACCUCACUGAGCUACUGUACCAGGAUUGAUAGGCACACACACUCUCACACACUGUCACACACACACACACACACACACACACACACACACACACUCAC